Messenger RNA from Eruca vesicaria subsp. sativa (arugula), 1087 nucleotides. NCBI's taxonomy places the organism in Eukaryota, Viridiplantae, Streptophyta, Magnoliopsida, Brassicales, Brassicaceae. The record is from the annotation of a GenBank genome assembly.
GAAACUGAUCAAAGGAUCAUAUUGAGUCGGCUGAUAAUGAACGACGGCGAGGACUUUAGGGUUCAUGCUUCCAUGGAGAUUCCUAAGCUUGACAACAGAAGACAUGCCGAACCGAGGAUGAAGAAGAAGAGAAUGAAACCUGAAUCUCUUACAUCUCUUAACAAUCUUGAUGAUGGUUGCCUCAUGCAUAUCCUCAGCUUCCUAUCUCCAAUUCCAGAUAGGUAUAACACAGCACUCGUUUGCCACAGAUGGAGAUACCUGGCGUGUCAUCCUCGCUUGUGGCUACGCGUUGACCGUUUUUUGAAGGAUUAUUCCCAGCCUGGAGUUUUCCAGGACAUUGAGUCUGCCGUAUCUGCAGCGAGACCUGGUGAUACCAUUUUGAUAGGAGCUGGUGGGAAUCAUCUCGUUUCUAAUAUUCAGAUUAAAAAGCCUCUUUGCCUGAUUGGUGGAGGCGAGACUCCUGAUGAAACCACCCUCGUGUGUUCUCGAGGUUCAGACAGUGCCCUGGAACUGCUAUCAACCUGCAAGCUUGCAAACUUAACAGUGAAAGCCGAGCUUGGUUGCUGUUUGCUUCACAGGAGUGGAAGGGUAACCAUUGAUGGAUGUGUGCUUCAAUGUGAAACAAACCCUUUGGAUCAUCUCUCAUGCCCAAUCGUCAGCACUGCUGGAGAUGAAGAAGAAGAAAAUAUCUUGAGCCAUGUGGAAGUGAAGGAUACUGUUGUUGAAAGGAUUAAAGGCAACAGUGUUUGUGUUCUGCAGACAAGAAUCGAGGGAGGUGCAAAGGCUGUUUCCACAAGUGGAGACUUGGUUCUGCAGCGCGUUAGAGUCAUGUAUUCCAAGGCGUACCUCUAUUUCUGGUUUGAUGUAGAUCAUGAGUGAAAGUGGCUCUUUGUUGUAUGUUAGAUUUUAGUAUUCCUUUUCUUUCAACCUGUGACAUUUUGUAAUCUGUGGGGUUGGUUGGUGUUAUUGGUCAUCAUUAUAUGCACCAUCUCACUGUGUACUUUUUAUCUUUAUGUAUCUCCUUUAAGACAGAACAUGUCUCUUGGUCUUUGUUUAUGAUUUUGUUAACAAUAAAGUUGUUUUUCGG